Molecule: messenger RNA, 3590 nt
Organism: Phanerochaete carnosa HHB-10118-sp
Lineage: Eukaryota; Fungi; Basidiomycota; Agaricomycetes; Polyporales; Phanerochaetaceae
Product: glycosyltransferase family 20 protein
Exons: 14
Coding region: 15-1709 (564 amino acids)
Biological process (GO): cellular response to heat; trehalose biosynthetic process
Cellular component (GO): cytosol; alpha,alpha-trehalose-phosphate synthase complex (UDP-forming)
Molecular function (GO): alpha,alpha-trehalose-phosphate synthase (UDP-forming) activity
Source: RefSeq, a predicted model, not a curated record
CGCUCUACACGACGAUGGCAGCAGAUACUCCCCAGCUUGGGACCAACGGCCAGCAGGGCCAUCUCGUUGUUGUCUCCAACCGUCUCCCUAUCACCAUUAACAAGGAUGCUUCAGGGGAGUACCACUUCAAGAUGUCCUCCGGUGGUCUCGUCUCAGCCCUCAGCGGCUGCAAAAAAUCCAUGUCCUUUACGUGGAUCGGUUGGCCAGGCUUCUUCAUCCCACCCAAAGAUCGCCCCAUCGUCGACAAGCGUUUGAUGGAGGAGUACUCGUGCCAGGCCGUCUACCUCGACGACGAGGUCGCAGACAGGCACUACAACGGUUUCAGUAACUCCAUCCUCUGGCCCCUCUUCCACUACCACCCCGGCGAGAUGAGCUUCGAGGAGGAAAACUGGCAGGCUUACAGACAGGCUAACUAUGCGUUCGCUGAAGCGAUCAUGAAGCAGCUCACUCCCGGCUCCAUGGUCUGGGUCCAAGACUACCACCUCAUGCUCCUCCCCAUGCUCCUUCGCGUGCUCAACGAUGGUGUGAAGCCUGGCUCAACCGAUGUCGAGCAGAUCUUAGAGGGCAUCGAAAGCGAGGACUUCAAGCCGGCAAAGGUCCCGAGGGUGAAGGUCGGCUUCUUCCUCCAUACCCCCUUCCCGUCCAGCGAGAUCUACCGAAUUCUUCCGGUGCGCAGGGAGAUCUUGCUGGGUAUCCUCUACUCCGACCUUAUUGGUUUCCACACGUACGAUUACGCUCGCCACUUCCUCUCUUCAUGUACACGCAUCCUUGGCUUGCCCACCAUGCCCAAUGGUGUCGAGUUCGCCGGCCGUCUUGCUCAUGUUGGAACCUUCCCCAUCGGUAUCGACCCCAGCUCCUUCACCGAGAACUUGAAGAAACCUAAUGUUCAAAAGCGCAUCCAGCAGUUGGAGCAGCGCUUCGGCGAUGUUAAGGUUAUCGUCGGUGUCGAUCGGCUGGACUAUAUCAAGGGUGUCCCGCAGAAGCUUCACGCACUCGAGCUGUUCCUAAGCCAGCAUCCAGAAUGGAUCGGCAAGAUCGUUCUCGCCCAACUCGCCGUCCCCUCGCGACAGGAUGUUGAGGAGUACCAGAACUUGCGGGCAACUGUCAAUGAACUCGUUGGUCGAAUUAACGGACGCUUCGGCACCGUCGAUUUCAUGCCGAUCCACUUCAUGCACAAGAGCUUGCCCUUCGACGAGCUGUGUGCGCUGUACGCCGUCAGCGACGUCUGCCUCGUUUCCAGUACACGAGAUGGUAUGAACUUGGUUUCGUAUGAGUACAUCGCUUGCCAGCAGCAAAAGCAGGGUGUAAUGAUCCUAUCGGAGUUCGCUGGUGCCGCCCAGAGUCUCAACGGAUCCAUCGUCGUCAACCCCUGGGAUUCUCAGCAGGUCGCCGACGCCAUAUUCGAGGCUGUAACGAUGGAGCCACAGACGCGUGCAGAGAAUCAUCGCAAGCUCUUCAAGUACGUCGAGAAGUACUCCGCAGCCUUCUGGGGCACCUCGUUCGUGAAGGAGAUGACGAAGAUUCCCUAUUUAGAAGAUGUCCACAGUGUGGAGGAGCUCAAAGAGUACGCUCUCAAAGACAACCAGGCGGAGCUGAAGGUGCACACCGAGGAUGCUGGCGGUCUCGAGGUAAACAAGAAGAGCAACGGCACCGUCACUGUGCCUUUGACGCCAACAGAGCCUGCUACGAUCGACAUGAGGGUGGCAUAGGCAGCCCAUGGCUCCGUCCUCAUGUUGUUAUAUCCAAUGCUGGGCUGCUCGGACAAGUAAUCUUAGCGCACUCCUACAUGGACUAGAUGAAAAGCGAAGAAUGUUGUAACAUCGUAGCUGCUAGCUUUACCCCCCGUAGACGCCUGACUAGCACAAACUUUCUUGUAUUAUGUUCUGCUCACAUACACCAUACAUGCGUAUGUAUUCCUCACUAUCUUCUGCUCUACACACAUGUGCAUAUCACGCGCUCUAAUGCAGCAUUCAAAUGCUAGUGGCUUUCCAAGUGCGCGUCGUUUCAUGCAGACGUAGGCGGCUUGAAGUCCUUCAGCCACUCGAGGACGAACUGGACCUCCUGCUCGUGGAUCGUGCGGAUGUUAGCGGGCUCCGCGGAAUGGUUCGUGAUGCCAUUCUCAUCGUAGUGGUGGACAGCGGAUGGGAUCAGCUUGAAUGGCCGGAGCGUCGUGUCGGGUCGUGGCUGCGCGAUGUCGCUGUGGGGCGUGUUCGGGCGCCAGGGGUCCUCUUGGCCGUCGAUGAUCGCCAGGUGGUCGGCGGCGAUGUUCAGGCCGCCGAGCGCGUUGACGGCUGUGACGUUCGGCAGCGGCGGGACAGUGAAGGACUCGCCCGGGGGGAACGCAAAGUCGCAGAUCAUGUGCGCGUAGUCUAGGUCCAGCAGCUUGGAGACGAUGCGCGGGUGGCCGGCUGGCGGCGCGGUGGAGAGGAAGCCGAACUGGGUGCAGACUUGGAAUUGCCAAGAUCUCCACGUCUGCGAGAGAUCAGUAGCCUGGUAUCCGCUGGCAUUGAAGCUUCCAAAACAAUCAUCCUGGGUAAGUGUGCUGGGACAACUAGACGAGAUCGUCGCGUUGAUGUAGUUUGCGUACGUGGCUGUCGCGUUGCUGACCCGAAUACCUUUCACAAUUUCUACCGUCUCCGACGUCGGGCUUCCCAGGAAGGUGCAAAAGUCGUCGAAGGCAGGAGAGUUCACGGCCGGGUCCCAGUUUUUGUCCUGCCAUGCACCCAGAGGUUCAGAAAUGAGCGAGACGACGUCCUGAUUGUGGGUGACGUUCGGAAGGCCGAACAGGGCCUUGAUGGGUUGGACGGCAUCUGGGUUCUCGAGCAGGUUGUCGACUUCGGUCACCGUGGUCUCGAUCUGGCUCACGCAGUCCGCAGGCGCAAAUUGCCUGAUGAUAUCAUAGUAUUGCCAGUCCACAACGGUCGCGUACGUGACGCCACUGGACGCGAUCGCGCCAUAGACAAGGUCCGGAUACCGAACUUUCAUGUGUGCAGCGCGCGAUCCGGCGUAGGAGCCCCCAUAAUAUACCCAAGGAGUCCCAGGGGCUGUCAGAUCCCCGGAGAUAUUUGCAAACUUCACAUUGGCAAGGAAAUUCGCGGAAUCAGCUAAUGCUUGGUCAAUGUUCAACCAUCUCAUCGAGUCCGUGGAGAAGUUCUGAACCGGGAUGGAUUGGCCGUAAUACCGAUGCUCGAGCACGACACCAAGCCCACCAGUUGCGUUUGCCAGAAUAUCAACGAUACCGGUAUCCAUGUACGGUAACCGGUCCGUGCCAGAGUCCUCACCGCUGUCCAAGAUGAUGACGGGCCCGCCAGCCUUGUAAUGUCUGUAGCUGACCCAGUACCGCUGCUCCCACGUGAAGCCUGUGUCAGUAGAGUGGUCGAGCGGUUGGGUGAACGUGAAGACGGGGAAGCUAGGCACGUCGACCGCGAGCGUUGUCGGUCCUAACGGGGCCUUUGGGAGACGUUGACGGUUGACCCACUGUGCGCCGGAGCGGGAGAGCGCGUGUAUAGGUGAGAAUAGCGCCGCGACGGUCACAAAGAGCCUGAUGAUCAUGGCAGCAAAAUGUGUUCCUUCGCUGGUUUAGACGCGCC